AUGGCAGAAUCCGCGUUGCAUUCGUCGCCCGAAUCCGACGAGCCUGAAAACGCUCGACAAGAGGACUUGUCUGAGAGCUCACCAAUCCUAACAGCAAAAGAAGAACACAUAUCAGGUAACUCCAGAGAAAGUAUAAAUCCAUUCCACUGCAUAUUAUUCUCUGGCCACCUCAGCUUCAUCUUGGGCGAGGAGUGCGGGGGGCGAGGAGCUGGACUGCCUGAUCGAGAGCCUGGCCCCUCCCACAACAUAUGCCCUGGCCGGCGUGCAGCUGCAGGUGGUGUAGCGUAUGGCCCAGGGGUGGACAGGGGAUGCUUCUCAACCUGCAGGGCACUCACCACCACUGCCUCGCGAUUGUGGUACCUGCAAUGGCUCACACUGUCAAGUCCAUCUGAGGGGAAGGCCUACAAGAAAUCUUUUAUGCCAUCAAGAAAAAUAGUGGACUACUGCUCUAAGAUCUUCUACAGUACGUCAAUAAUUCCAACAAACCCCGCCUACCUGGAAGUGUCAACCAUUGAUCUUUUCGGUCAAGGUCGCACAUCUGACGUAAACAAGGGAAAGAAUGUCGACCACUCAGGACAAGAAUGGAACCCAUAUGAUGAACUUCCCAGCAACGAAACUGCUGUACGUCAGGAAGUAUUUGCCUCAGAUGGUGAAUGUGAGAUUGUUUUGUUCCCUUUUGUAUCUGUCCUGAGCUGGUCCUACCUUGGCGAGUGCCACGAGGCCGCCGGGGCCGCCUUGUGCUCCGUGGAGGCCGUGACGAGGGCGAAGGCGCCGCCGGGCAGCGUGCACCAGCGGCGCACCAGCAGAAACUCACGCUUCGCCACCAGUCCGCCCAGGCGCGGCGCCGACACCUGCAGCUGCACGUCCGACGCCCCCGCGCGGCCCUCGUCCAGCGACUGCAACGCGCAGCCAUUGGGAGGAAGUGGCAAUUACCAAAAAACGGCAGUAGAUCAAAGCGCCAGAGGAAGCAAGAGCUGGUGGAAGGAAGAGCGAGUGGAAGGGAUCGUCAGUGGAAGUGCCAAUCACCCUACCCAUCCUAUCCCCAAAAUUGAGACGAUACUGAACAUUACUGAUUCCAUGAGCACGGUCAAGGACAUUCCAGUACGUACAGCACGACAAGGAAUAAAUGAAACCGAGUAUUCUUGGACAGAAAAGAGUAUAGCAUUGGCAUGUAGUAGCAGGAUGGAAGUUACCAGAAACAUAGAUAUGAGUGUCCAGAAGAAAAUGCCUAACUCUCAUUUUCGAGCUGCUACUAUUCAUACACUUGAGAAAGAAGAAGAAGAAGAUGAAGAAGAAGAAGAAGAAGAAGAAAAAGAAGAAGAAAAAGAAGAACAAGAAAAAGAAGAAGAACAAGAAAAAGAAGAAGAAGAAGAAGAAAAAGAAGAAGAAAAAGAAAAGAAGAAAAAGAAAAGAACAAGAAGAAGAAAAAGAAAAGAAGAAGAAGAAGAAAAAGAAAAGAAGAAGAAGAAAAAGAAGAAGAAGAAGAAAAAGAAGAAGAAGAAGAAAAAGAAGAAGAAGAAGAAAAAGAAGAAGAAGAAAAAGAAGAAGAAGAAAAGAAGAAGAAGAAAAGAAGAAGAAGAAGAGAAAAAGAGAAGAAAGAAAGCAGAAGAAGAAAAAGAAAAAGAAAAAAAGAAGAAGGAGAAAAAGAAGAAAAAGAAGAAGAAGAAAGAAGAAAUAAAAGAGAAGAAAGAAGAAAUAGAAGAGAAAAAAGGGAAGAAAGAGAAGAUAAAGAAGGAAAAGAAGGAAAAUAAGAAAAAGAAGACGAAGAAGAAAAAGAAGAUGACAAUGGAAAAUGGACAAAAGAAGAUGACUUGGAAAUCAAAUACCAAGUUUGAUACUUCUUUAUUUACAGGUGACAGUCAUAAAAAUGGUGUUGCAUUGGAUACAUCGUCAAACUCAUUUCAUAAAUCUAUUUGUCCAAUUUUAAUUACAGCUCAGUGUUUUGCAUUAUUGCCUGUUAAAGGCAUAACGAGUUCAAGGGUAACAAAUUUGAAAUUUUCUUGGCUGAGUGCAAGAACCUUUUACAGCUGUUUAACAAUAGUAGGAGCAUCAGUAACUACUUUUUUCUGUCUUCUUCAUCUAACUCAUACAGGCUUAACUUUUGCUUCAUCAGUGGAACAUCUUCUUUCUAACUUACGUUAUAUGGAAAAUGCAUUUGACUGUGCUUGCUGCAGUCCAUCAAGCAUAUUUCAUGCUUUCCUUUUACAGAGCCAUGAUUAUGUGGUGAAUAUGGCAGGCUAUGCUCAUUGGAAAGGCAUCCUUCUGUGUGCAAUGAGUGUUAUCAAAACAUUUUGUUGGAAUUUCACAGAUUUGUUUAUUGUUCUCAUAAGCUAUGCACUUGCUGAUCACUUUGCUGCUCUGAAUGAAAGGCUCAAGAACAUAAAUGGAAAGGCAUUACCAAGUUCAUUAUGGAAGACUCUCAGAGAAGACUAUAAUUUACUAGCAGUAUUAAGGUUCCUUCUUCAACUGACAACAGAUCAAGUAGCUCUCACAGGAAUGAAUUUUUUCUCAGUAACACGAGAAUUUGUAAUGGCAAUAAAUAUAUUUGUAAGCUUUCUGUCAGAUCUGCGUGACAAUAUUGAGGAAGGCGUGGACAGCGAAUCGCCGAUGAGUUGGAGAGUUGGCAGGGAGAAAUGCUAUAAUUUGCACCUGUCAGUUCGUGGAGAUGCAGAAGGAGGAGGAGGCUGUGAUGGCUUGCUGCCCACCUCUACUCCUCCAGCAAGAGAUGGCAGACCAGGAAUGCCUUCAUCUGAGCUAAGACUUGAACCUCUCAGCUCAUUUUCCACACUCACUCCCCGAGAAAAACCAUCAAUCAUGCAAGACGGGUCCAAAGGAUUAUUAGCUUCUCGGGCAAUCCGUAUCAUUGGAAGAAUUGCAUCAAUCCAAAAUACACAGUUAGCAGUGUAG
This is a messenger RNA of Gryllus bimaculatus (two-spotted cricket), 2907 nucleotides long. The record is from the annotation of a GenBank genome assembly. Lineage: Eukaryota; Metazoa; Arthropoda; Insecta; Orthoptera; Gryllidae.